Molecule: messenger RNA, 1323 nt
Organism: Pedinophyceae sp. YPF-701
Lineage: Eukaryota; Viridiplantae; Chlorophyta; Pedinophyceae
Source: the annotation of a GenBank genome assembly
AUGAGCUCGCAGGCACCGAAGGAGCUCCCGGUGCUCGCGCCGCUUGACCUCAAAGUGGAGGAGGGGCGCGCGGAGCCCACGACGCGGAUGCACAUCGCGGCUUUCGGUUCGGGCGCCCCGAGGAACUUGCAGCAGAAUGGAUGGCAGGUGACGGCGGCGCCGCAGCAGAACACGCUGAUCAAGAGGGCGCCUGAGGACCCAGACUCUCUCCCCGCGCGCGUAGAGCUCUCUGACCCCAGCGGCCACGUGUCGCAUCACGGCACACGCCAGGAGGGUCUCUCGAGGCACUUCGUGCUCAUCAAGGAGAGCGGGGGCAUCUUCAUGUACCCCAUCAAGCACUGGUACCAGUUCCGCAACACCACCGGCGUGCGGAGGCCCCAAGCGGGCGCGGCGAAGGGAGAUGUUGACAUCGGGAAGCUUAACCUUGACGACUACUGGAAGCGGCGCCAGAUCGCCGCUGCUAAGGCGCUGGGGCCCAAGGCCGAGACGAAGCCCGAGGUGAAGCAGGAGGCCGGGAGGGACGCGGCGAGGGACGCGGGCCUCGGCAGCAGCAGCGACGACGACGACUUCAUGGAGCGCAAACCCAAGGUCGCCCCGCCGCAGCGGCGCGACGUGGAGGCGCUGCACAACAUCGCGGCGGGCACCACUGACGAGUUCCAGCGCGAGCGGCAGCGCGAGGACUACGACAUCCACGACGACGACGGCGCGCGGCCCGAGGACGCGCUGGACUGGGACUUCGAGGGCGCCCCGUCGGACGACGACGUGGAGAUACACCGGGGGGAGUAUGAGGAGAGGAAGAAGGCAAUGGCGGAGCUGGUCGGGCGGGAGGCGAGCGAGGAGUCGUCGAUUGAGGGGGCGCCGGACUCGGAGGAGGAGGACGACGGGGACGGGGAGGAGGGCGGGGGGGAGGCCGGCGCAGAGGAGGAGGAGGGGGGGGUCAUUGGUGGGGGCGACAGUGGCGACGAGGGGGACGCGGAGGAGGAGGAGAGGGCGGAGGAGGCGCGGGCGAAGCAGAUGCCCGCGAUAGCGAAGCGGCCCAGGGAGGAGGACGGCUCGCCGGCGCACGAGCAGCCGAAGCGGCCGCGGCCGUCUGGGGCUGCCGGCGCGGGCGAGCCGCAGCUCACGCUCGAGGCGUUCGUGCGCGUCGUGACGGAGAGGCCCGGGGCGAAGCUGUUGGAGGUAUACGCCGCGCUGGGGAUGACCAAAGAGCAGGUGCAGGAGCGGAAGCCGGAGGUGAUGCAGCUUGUCAAGAAGGUGUUGAAGAGCAAACAGGUGUCGAGGAAGGACGGCAAGUACUACCCGGGCAGCACCGGCCCGGGGUAG